GUAUUGAAGAUUGUGGUGAAAUGAAGUUUGGUCGUGUAUCAGUUUAAAAUGCUGAAAUAUAUUUCACGGUUUACGAGGUUUUAUCGUUAUCGUGUUUACAGUUUAUUGUGUACUCAAUCCAGUCCUCGAAUUUUGCCAACAUUUACCAAAACUUUGUCUUUUACUGUAUCAUUUACUUGGUGGCCAUUGGAAUUAUGGAAAAAGAAAGAUAUACACGAACAGUGUCAACAACUAUUCAAUGAUUCGUUAUUUCAUAUAGCUACGGGUGAAUUCAGUGUGGCGAAUGAUAAAUUACAUGAACUACUGUGGUUUGUCAACCAGUCUUAUCAAAAUCAUGAGUUAACCAAUCGCGAAUACAUCGAUAAACGUGCACGGAUAUGUUCCGAGAUGGCAAAUCUAAAUCUCCUUAUGGGAAAUUAUUUAGAAGCAGAAAAAUUAAUUAAACAGACAAUGGAGGAUUGUUUAACAGCCAAAAUAUCACCGAAUGAUGCAAUGUUUAUUGAGCUGUCACUUAAAAUGUCCAUGCUUUUCGAAAAGUCUGGUAGAUUAGGUGAUGCUGAGAAGGGUUUUCGAUUUUGUAUAGAAAACCAAGAGGAAAAGUUAACAAGUUUCGAUGAAAGUAUCGACCAUAUAAAUGAAAAAGCUUUACUGGGAAUGUGUUGUAAUUAUUUCGCCAAAUUUCUCUUUGCUAAUCAAAGACAAACAGAAGCUUUAGUUUAUGCUCAACGAGCUUAUGAAAUUGCCAGUCAAAUUUAUCCUUCAGACCAUGCAAACUGUUUAAAUUUAUUAAUUGAUAUUAGCGUUAUCUAUGCUGAUUUAAAUGUAUUUACAGAGUCUCAACGUAUUCUUGAACAAGUUAUUCAAACAAGUCAAACCAAGUAUCAAUUUUUCAUUGAUAAUUACUCUAACGAUAAUGAACUACUGAAAUCAAACGUUUCAAAACAACGUGAAAUGCAUGAAAUUGUGUAUACUCUAAUACAUUCAAUAUUACAAUUAGCCGUUGUUAACUUAAUGUCGAAAAAACUAGAAUUUGUGAACCAGUUAUUAUUACAAGCUGAUCACAUUAUUAAUCAAAUUGAUCAGUUGGGUUUAAAAGUCUCAACGCACCGUAAACUUAUUAAUGAUUUCAAAAUGGAACAUCAUUUUCAAAUCUAG
Molecule: messenger RNA, 1155 nt
Organism: Schistosoma bovis
Lineage: Eukaryota; Metazoa; Platyhelminthes; Trematoda; Strigeidida; Schistosomatidae
Source: the annotation of a GenBank genome assembly